Hibiscus syriacus is the source of this 830-nucleotide messenger RNA. RefSeq names its product putative expansin-A17. The transcript has 4 exons. The record is from RefSeq and is a predicted model, not a curated record. Gene Ontology annotation, cellular component: extracellular region. Bases 52 to 825 code for a protein of 257 amino acids. Lineage: Eukaryota; Viridiplantae; Streptophyta; Magnoliopsida; Malvales; Malvaceae. Gene Ontology annotation, biological process: plant-type cell wall organization.
ACUCAUUCUUACCUCAGCAUUCUUCAUCAUUGCUAAAAGAAUUGGUUUUAGAUGGAGAGUGUCAAUCUAUUCAUCACAGCCCUACUCCUUGUGGGGUUAUUUUCCUCUAAGUUCCACGUAACAGAUGCAGCUGCAAUUUGGUUACCAGCCACUGCAACAUUCUAUGGUGGCAGUAAUGGUUCCGGUACAAUGGGUGGAGCUUGCGGCUAUGGUGAUCUUUAUAUAGAUGGUUAUGGAUUAAAAACGGCUGCACUCAGCACAGUUUUGUUUAACAACGGCGCGGCAUGUGGAGGCUGCUAUCAGAUAGUUUGUGAUGCUCAAAAAGCUCCUCAGUGGUGUCUGGAGGGCAAUUACAUUACCAUCACCGCCACCAACUUCUGUCCUCCUAACUACGCACUUCCAAGUGACGACGGCGGUUGGUGUAAUCCUCCUCGUCAACACUUCGAUAUGUCUCAACCCGCAUUCGAGACCAUCGCCAUAUAUAGAGCUGGAAUUGUUCCGAUCCUAUACAGGAAGGUUAGAUGCAGAAGAAGUGGUGGCAUUAGAUUCACCGUGAACGGGAGGGAUUAUUUUGAGCUGGUGCUUGUAUCGAAUGUAGGUGGUGCUGGAGACAUUUCCAUGGUUUGGAUAAAGGGUUCUAAAACAAAUAAAUGGGAAACCAUGUCCAGGAACUGGGGAGCCAAUUGGCAGAGCUUUAGCUAUCUGAAUGAUCAGAGCUUAUCAUUUAGAGUCCAAGUCAGCAAUGGAAGGAUUCGAACAGCUUUCAAUGUGAUGCCUUCUAAUUGGCAAUUUGGCCAGUCCUUCAGAAGCAAAGUUCAGUUUUAGAUAAG